Molecule: messenger RNA, 1032 nt
Organism: Stegastes partitus (bicolor damselfish)
Lineage: Eukaryota; Metazoa; Chordata; Actinopteri; Pomacentridae
Gene: rprml
Product: reprimo-like
Exons: 1
Coding region: 1-324 (107 amino acids)
Source: RefSeq, a predicted model, not a curated record
AUGAACGUUUCUCUUUUCGACGUGACCCAGGGCGCGCUCUUCAACGGGACCCUCGCCGGCACUCUGGCUACCGGCAACGGCACCGCCAACGUGGUGACCGGCGACGGAGGAGGCUCGCUGGUGCUGCUGCAAGACGAGCGCAAACUGUUCGUGAUGCGGGUGGUGCAGAUCGCGGUGCUGUGCGUGCUGUCGCUCACCGUCAUGUUCGGGAUAUUUUUCCUCGGGUGCAACCUGAUGAUCAAAUCGGAGAGCAUGAUUAACUUCCUGGUGAAAGACCGGAGACCCUCCAAAGACGUGGAAACUGUCAUGAUCGGGCUCAGCUAGUGCACCGAGAUCAGGUACCGGGAAGCUUUUCCAACCGCAGGCUGAGGUCUGCAUCUGCAUGUACUCAUCAAAGACGCUCUGUGUGUGUCCUCCUGAGGAAAGAUAUGCAAAAACUUCACAUUUCCUUCCAAAAAAACAAAAACAAAAAACGACUGCAGGAGAGUAGUCCAGCGACCAAUAUGUGUGCGUAAAGUUUGUGCGUAAAAUCCGGGCAGUUGUUUACACGUGGGCCGAUCUGUUGAAUCUUUUGGAGUGAAUUUCAUAUCGCCAACUUGAACAAAGUGACGACAAUGUUUACAAGCUGUUACCUCAUUUUUUUUGUGGGUUGGUUUUGUUUUUCUUUUUUGUAAAUGAUAAUGUUUUAAAAAAUCUGUUCCAAAAGCAUGAUUGUGAAUUCUUAUAGUUCCACGCCUGCCAGUGUUCUCCGUGGACGUGAUGGAUAUGUGGGUAUUUCUCUAUACAAAAGUAUUUUAUUUUUCUUGUUUGGUAAACACACUAACAUACUGAAAUCUUGACGUUAUUUUUUUCCCCAACAGAACUCCGUCACAGCUUUAUGGAGUGGUUCUGGUCCUGUUUGGCAUGCUCGCUAUUUGAUCUGUGAGGUGAUUUUUUGGACCCGUUUUGCACUUUUGAAAUCACUGAUGCUGCAUGAAUUAUUUUGUACCAAAAAUUUGAAAUUGCAGCAUGCAAUUAAAACGUUGAAAUGAA